Messenger RNA from Parasteatoda tepidariorum (common house spider), 2531 nucleotides. RefSeq names its product TBC1 domain family member 5 (gene TBC1D5). The record is from RefSeq and is a predicted model, not a curated record. Gene Ontology annotation, biological process: activation of GTPase activity. Gene Ontology annotation, molecular function: GTPase activator activity. Lineage: Eukaryota; Metazoa; Arthropoda; Arachnida; Araneae; Theridiidae.
UUUUUCGAUCCUCGUGACCGUCACGUUUAGAUAUUGUUUAUGUUUCGGUUUCUUGCUGUAUUUUGAAAUUUUUGAUUUUGUUAAAAAUUUUAUUCGGAUCCUUAAAGGUUUCAUAUUUAAUGUUAAAAACAAGCAAGCGAUAAUUUUGUGUUGUUAUGUUACAUGCAUUUUCAAUGCCUUUGCUGUCUUUAUGUCUUUUCUUUUUCCUUAAUAAAUAAAAAUGAGUGUGGGUUCUCAGAUUUUGGAUGGACAUUUACAAACAGAUGUUUUGGAAGGCACAUCUAAUCCUUAUCAAGCUGAAUGGAAUUCUUUUUUUUGCCGAAAAUUUUACUUGCAACAUCUAAAGUCUUUAGCUAUAAAAGGGGAUUUGAAAGCAUGUCACUUUAGAAGCAUUUGUUGGAAGAUAUUUUUAAAAUGCUUGCCAGAGGAUAAACAAUUGUGGAUAGAUACUAUUAAGUCUCAACGACAACAGUAUGAGGAAAUAUUGGAUAAGUAUGCCACUAAUCCAAGGAUCAUUGAUAGCAUGGAUAUUAAUGUGAACAAUCCAUUAUCACAAGCUCAGCAAAACCCUUGGAUUCAAUACUUUGAAGAUACAGAGCUCAAAACAACUAUCCAGCAAGAUGUUGUUAGAACAUUUCCAGAAAUUGAUUUUUUUCAUAAGAAAAAUAUUCAAGUAAUGAUGUCUAGUAUACUAUUUUCUUAUGCCCGAGAAUUCCCUCAUGUAUCUUAUAAGCAGGGAAUGCAUGAGAUUCUUGCUCCAAUUUUAUUUGUCUUGAAGUAUGAUGUAGAAGGCUAUUUGGAGUAUUCAAAAGAAAAUAAAUUAGACUUAGAGUUGCAUAUUAUGCUGAAUCAGAACUACAUUGAACAUGAUGCUUAUUUCUUAUUCUACCAAUUAAUGAACUCUAUUGAGCCAUGGUAUACUUCAAGUGAUUAUCUUUAUGAUAAAUCAAUUGUAGCUGAGCCUUUUACUCAAAAAAUGUCAUCUUCUCCCACAAAUUGUUUGGGCCAGCAUCUUAAAAGAAUAUAUGAGCAACUACUAAAACAUCAUGAUAAUGAGCUCUUUCGGAGAUUAGAAGAACUAGAAAUUACGCCUCAAAUAUUUGGCAUCCGAUGGCUUCGUUUGUUAUUUGGUCGGGAGUUCUCAAUGCCUGAUUUAUUAAUAGUGUGGGAUGCUUUAUUUGCUGAUAGUAUAACACUUGAUUUAGUAGAUUAUAUUUUUGUUGGAAUGUUGAAAGCUAUUAGAUAUCUAUUGUUGCCUUGUGACUAUGCAUCAUGUUUGACUUAUUUAAUGCGUUAUCCAAACGUUGCUGAUGUGCGUUAUAUCAUUGAUUUGGCAUUACACUUAAGAGAUCCUGGUAGUUACAAUCAACCAACUGGAAAAGUUGUGAAUCCUUUGCAAUUGAAGGCUGCUAAAGAUAACAAAUUUCCUAUUGCUUUGAAAACAAACUCAAUAAAACUUCCUAAAGUUACUUCAUAUGUGAAUAAAGCUAAUGAUAAACGUCCAAAUUCUUUCUCCAUGACAUUGCGUCCUUCCGUGGUAGAGACAGAUUCUGGUGUUGGAAAGUCAACUUGUUUAGUUGAUCCUUCAAAUUAUGACUUGACUCCUGAUCAUAAUGAACUUGAUUUUGUUGAAGAAUAUUAUGAUACAAAUAUGUUAGGAAGUCUAGGUGAUAAUUCUUUUCCUAGAACAACAAUUUCUAAUGUCAUGGAAAGUAAAAGCAUUGCUGAUCAAGUUUCAAAAAUUAUUAAUGAAGAUUUACAGAAUUGUUCAACUGAUGUAUCUAAUUCUUCUAUUCGUGAAAUGGUAUCUCUUUCUCGUCCACAUGAAAGCCCUAUGAAGAAAUCUUAUUUAAAGAAAGAAAAACAUUCAUUCAAAGAUGUUUCACUUGUGAAUUCUCUAGAAAAAGAAAUAUCUGAUUUAAGGUUGGUUGUUGACUGUUGUGCAAAACAAUUAACACUGCAUUUAGAUAAACUACAAAAAUCAAUGUUGUGCCAAGAAUUAUUACAUGAAGAUGAAAUGUACUUGUCUUUAGCUGGAUUAAAAAGAGUUCGAGACAUUUUAAAAGGUACUGUAUGCAUUGCUGAAGUAAUUAAGGAUGACUUGGAUCCUUAUACUAUAUAUGAUCAUAGUAACACUGAAGUAUCUCAGAAUAGUCCUGAUUCUAAAACUGAGGAACCGAAAGACAUACAAAAUUCUGAUAAUUUAGUUACAGAAAAUGGUAGUAUAAAGACAAAUGAUGACAAGGAUAUUUUACAGUGUUCAGUGCCUGUGGCCAUAGAUUUAGAUGAAAAUCUUAUUUCCGAUGAUAGUUACAGAACUGUAAAUGGUGCUAAUGCUUCUUAACAUGUCAUUAAGUGAUAUACAUUUCCACUAAAAAAUGUAAUAUAUUAUUUUUCUAACAAAUUACCUGUUAUCAAUCAAUAUUAUCAUAAUACUUUUUGUUAUUUUUUUCUGUGAUUUGACGUAAUUUUAUAAUUAUUUCCUGAUAAGUAUUAUUUAUAUAUUGUUAUUGAACAAUGUGACAAUUUGA